This is a messenger RNA of Eremothecium sinecaudum, 1443 nucleotides long. It is a transcript of the gene PET494, whose product is annotated as Pet494p. The record is from RefSeq and is a predicted model, not a curated record. The coding region runs from base 1 to 1443 and encodes 480 amino acids. The transcript has a single exon. Lineage: Eukaryota; Fungi; Ascomycota; Saccharomycetes; Saccharomycetales; Saccharomycetaceae.
AUGCUGUUCUGCAAUGGAUGGACAGCCAAUCGUCUCUAUAAAGGCUCCAGGCAUAAAUGGCGGGUUUCACCUCGUAAAACUUUAUGGCCAUUUGGCUUCCGACAUUUUUCAUCCAAAAGCAGAUUAAUAAAAAGGACAUUAUGGGCAUACAUGAAUGCUCCUGGUAAUAUGCUAUUUGUUACUACUAAUGUCGCUACCUUGUCUGGUUUAUACUGCUAUUCUCUGAUGUCUUCAUAUUCAAGGCAUCGUUAUACGAUGAACCAUUCAGAAGGCGAACUGCCGAUCGACGAUGGUUACUAUGACGAAAUUCCAAAGCAUAUUUCUGAUGCCUGUAAUAAUAUUCAAGACUUCAAGUCGGUUUCUACUAUGAUAAGCGAAAACUCUGUUAGUGCUGGGACUAAAUCUGUUGAUGUUAAUGUUAAAUCUGAGGAUCUUAGCGCUAAAUCUGAGGAUGAUAAUGCUAAAUCUCAUACCACUAUUGUGCGUCCUUGGAACGUAUAUCGUAAUCCUAUGGACUGGAAACAUGUGGAAAGCUCAAGUUGCACUUCUCGGUUUCUAAAGAUGACGAUAUUCUACUUGAUCUACUCCUUCCAUAUCUAUAAGAGUGUGUUACAAGAUCCAAAAUAUGUGAACAGUAACCUCUCUAGUCAGAAAAGAAAUCUUACAACAUGGUACCAAAUGGUGCGAUGGUUUCGAAAAAGGGUGGAUAAAGCUACGCUUGAGGCUUUGCAUAUUGGUAGCGAUUUUGAACGUAAAACUACAAUAGCAAGGUUUUAUUAUAAAUGGUUACAUGAGUUUAGGUUUGUUCUUAUAAAUUCGAACAAAGCUCAGCAAUUCAAACUUCCUCCAUCGCAGGGCUUUCCUACUGAUCUUAAGCGCAUCUGUAGGCUACUGGAAGAGAAUCCCAUGGAUACAACGGGUCACUUCAUAAAUCUAAUGCAUCGUAUCAAAAGCGCCGACGAGAAGAAAUUACUCUACUUAUGGUAUCUUGAUUAUGGAAAAUACUUAGUCAGCGCUGGUGACGUCGAUUCCGAAGAGGUUUUCAGAAGUAUGGUGAAUAUGGUCAACGGUAAUGGGCCAAUACUAGAACAUUAUGUUACUACAAUACUUAAUCGUGAUGAUCGGUACAGAGAGGUAUUUUUCAAGCAUUAUAAGAAUCAUAAUAUUUACACGGCAUCACUGGAUUCGAUUCUUACCUUGAUUAAGGCAGUAUAUGAGACUAAUAGUCCAAAUGCAAAGGAAACUAUAAGGUCAAUAAUUUCUAUGGUACGACGGUACUGCUUUAUAAAUAAUGGAAGUAUUGUUCGAAUAUUUCUGCCAAACAACGAUGAACAGGAAGUCAUAGCAAACCAAGUACAUGAACUGAAAAAGAUGGAGGCAUUCCAAUCUAUAGCACGGAAUGAAGAUGCAUAUUUAAUGAUUACCCGCACGUUAGGUGAUUAG